Messenger RNA from Manis javanica (Malayan pangolin), 5054 nucleotides. RefSeq names its product zinc finger protein 658 (gene ZNF658). The record is from RefSeq and is a predicted model, not a curated record. Gene Ontology annotation, cellular component: nucleus. Gene Ontology annotation, molecular function: RNA polymerase II cis-regulatory region sequence-specific DNA binding; DNA-binding transcription activator activity, RNA polymerase II-specific. NCBI's taxonomy places the organism in Eukaryota, Metazoa, Chordata, Mammalia, Pholidota, Manidae. Gene Ontology annotation, biological process: regulation of transcription by RNA polymerase II.
UCUCCGGUCUGAAACGGUAUCGUCUGGGCGUCUUUGGGUGUAUGUGGCGGCUGGGGAUGCGCGCCCGGAGAAACCUUCAGUUUUUUUUACAUUCUUCUAGAAGCAGCAGAAAAUGAACAUAGCCGAGCUGUUGGCACUGAGCUGCACACAGAGGAGGUACUAAUACUGAAGAUGUGAGUGAACAAAUAAUUGGGUCAGUGUCAUUCAAAGAUGUGACUGUGGAGCUCACCCAGGAGGAGUGGCAGGCCCUGGGCCCUGCGCAGAGGACCCUGUACAGAGAUGUCAUGCUGGAGAACUACAGCCACCUCGUCUCAGUGGGGUAUUGCAUUACCAAACCUGAGCUGAUCUUCAAGUUGGAGCAAGGAGAAGAGCCCUGGUCCUUAGAGGAGGAAUUCCUACACCAGAGGCACCCAGGAUACUACAAAGUUGAUGUCCACAUUCAGCAGAACCAGGAAAAGCAAGAGAAACUGCUGUGGCAAGUAAUAUUCAUUGAUAACAAAACACUGAGUAAAGAAAGGCAGAAAGUUUUAGAAAAAAUAUUUAAUCUGAACAUAACUCCACAAUUUUUAGGAAAAAUGCCCUGUACAUGUGAUUCACUUGGAAUGAAUGUGCCAGUUGUUUCUGAAUUGAUUAUUAGUGACAGAAUUUAUUCAAGAAAGAAGAUUGAUUAUAUGAAUGUAUGUGAAAAGAUACAGCUUGAUACUAAGCAUGAGAAAAUUCAUACUGAAGAGAAGUCUUGUGAAUAUAACAAAAAUAUGAAAACUCUCAAUUAUAAGGAAGAUCAUCAGAAAUUUCAAACGCUGAAGCAAUCUUUUGAAUCUAAUGAAUGUGGAAAUGUUUUACUUGAUAACUCAGACUGUGUUACAGCUAAGAGUUCUGUGAUAAGAGAGGAAUCCUGUACAGAUGAUGAAUUUAGGAAAACCAGUGAUAAAGCAACUGUAUUUAACUGCACAAGAACUGGCACAAGGGAGAAAUGCUUUCUUCUUCGUGAAUGUGGGAAAUCUUGUGACAAAACCGUUGUGAAAUACGGUAAAGUUCAAAUGACUAAGACACAUCAUGAAUGUAAUGAAAAUGAGAAUAACUGCAGCAGGAAUUCACCCCUCACUAAAGCUCAGAGAACCAUUACAGGACAGGAAACUUUUGCAAGCAAUAAAUGUGAAGAAAACUUGAGCCAGAGCUCAGCCCAUAUAAUACCUCGGAAGACACAAACUGGUGAUAAAUUCUGUGUGUACAGUGGAUGUACAAGUGCUUUCUAUCAAAAAUCAGACAUUAUAAUGCAUCAGAGAACUCACACAGAAGAGAAACUCUACCAAUGUGGUAAAUACGGGAAGUCCCUUCAUCAAAACUCAGCUCCCAAUGUAUAUCAGCAAAGUGACACAGGAGAGAAGUCAUUUGAGUGUAAUGAAUGCAGGACAUGCUUUUACCAGAAUCCUCAUCAGAGGAUGCACUCAGGAGUGAAAUGUUACAAAUGUGAGAAAUGUGGGAAUUCUUUUUGUUCAGAUUCAUACCUUUUUUAUCCUAGAACUGAUACGGGUGUCAGUCUCUAUGGACGCAAUGAAUGUGGGAAAACUUUUUGUCAGAAGUCAGACCUUGUUGAACAUCUGACAGUUCACACAAAGGAGAAACCUUAUGAUAACAGUGGAUUUGGGAAAUCUUACAAGAAAUCUGCCUUCAUCUUACACUUGAAAACACACACAGAGAUGAAACCCUUUCAAAGUAUUGAAUAUGGGAAAACAUUCUCUGAGACGGCAUAUCUCAAAGAACAUCAGAGAACUCAAACAGGAGAGAAAUGCUUUGAAUGUAUUGAAUGUGGGAGAGCUUUCUCCAAGACAUCACAACUCAGUGCACAUCAGACAAUUCACAGAAGCAAAAAACCCUAUGGAUGUAUUGAAUGUGGGAAGUCUUUCUCCCACAGGGCACACCUCAGUGCACAUCAGAGAAUUCAAACAGGAGAGAAGCCCUGUGGAUGUAAUGAAUGUGGGAAAACUUUUGCUGAUAAUUCAACCCUCAGAGCACAUCAGAGAAUUCACACAGGCAAAAAACCCUAUGAGUGUAGUGAGUGUGGUAGGUCUUUUGCCCAUGUAUCUGUUCUCAAAGCACAUCAGAGAAUUCAUACAGGGGAGAAACCCUAUGAAUGUAAUGACUGUGGUAGGUCUUUCACCCAUAACUCAGCCCUCAGAGCACAUCAGAGAAUUCACACAGGGGAGAAACCUUAUGAAUGUAAUGACUGUGCGAAAACUUUUGCCCAUAACUCAGCCCUCAGAGUACAUCAGAGAACUCACACAGGGGAGAAACCCUAUGAAUGCCAUCAGUGUAAGAAAACUUUUGCCCAUAAUUCAGCCCUCAGAGCACAUCAGAAAAUUCAUACAAGAGAGAAACUCUAUGAAUGUAAUGAAUGUGGGAAAACUUUUUCCCAAAAGACACACCUCAGUACACACCAGAGAAUUCACACAGGGGAGAAACCCUAUGAAUGCAGUGAAUGUGGGAAAACCUUCUCCCAGAAAUCAUACCUCAGUGGACAUGAGAGAAUUCAUAAAGGAGAAAAGCCUUAUGAAUGUAGUAGAUGUCAGAAAACUUUUGUCUAUAAGGCAGCCCUUACAGUCCAUCAAAGAAUUCACACAGGAGAGAAACCCUACAAAUGUAAUGAAUGUGGAAAAACUUUCUCCCAAAGGACACACCUUAGUGCACAUCAGAGAAUUCACACAGGAGAAAAACCUUAUGAAUGUAAUGAAUGUGGGAAAACUUUUGCUGAUAGUUCAGCUCUCAGGGCACAUCAGAGAACUCACACAGGGGAAAGACCCUAUGAAUGUAAUGAAUGUGGAAAAACUUUCUCCAAGACAUCACACCUCAGAGCACAUCUGAGGACUCGCACAGGGGAGAAACCCUAUGAAUGUAAUGAAUGUGGGAAAACUUUUUCUCAGAAAUCUUAUGUUAUGGCACAUCAGAGAACUCACACAGGGGAGAAACCCUAUGAAUGUAAUAUAUGUGGGAAACCUUUUGCCCACAAUUCAACCCUCAGAGUACAUCAAAGAAUUCACACAGGUGUAAAAUCCUAUGAAUGUAAUGAAUGUGGGAAAACUUUUUCUCAAAAGUCACACCUCAGUGCACACCAGAGAAUUCACACAGGAGAAAAACCCUAUGAGUGUAAUGAAUGUGGAAAAGCUUUUGCCCAAAAUUCAACUCUCAGAGUACAUCAGAGAAUUCACACAGGGGAGAAACCUUAUGAAUGUAGUGAGUGCAAGAAAACUUUUGUCCGUAAGGCAGCUCUUAGAGUGCAUCACACCAGAAUGCACACCAGAGUGAAAACUCUUGCAUAUAAUGAAUUUGGAAAGUCCUAAAGGGACUCACACCAUAUUGCCUAAUACCACAGUGGAGAAUCUCAUGUCACAGAGACUGGCAAAUUGUUUCCCCUAACAAUUUCCUUUUCUAUUAGGCACAUAGUUUGUCUAUAUUUCCCAAUCUGUACCUCACCCAACUGAGGCUGGUUAUGGAAUAUGAUGCUAUUACAUUUAAGCCAAGUCUGGCCUUAAAAAGUUGCCAUAUAUUCCUCCUAUUCUGCAUUUCCUGGAAUGGAGAGAUUUCCAGGGCAGACUUUGGGGGCUUUGUUUUGAACGUGGUAGUGUACCAGAUGAAAGAAGCUGGAAUAUGAGUAGCUGGGUAAAACAAUUUUCCAUUAGUAGAUCUUCACCAGUGCCAGAGGUGCCAUCUUCUCUUUUAAAGGUCCACCCAGCUGUAAUUAAGAAAAUAAAAAUGAAAUAACCAUGGGCUCCUCAAGGUGAGGAGCAGCCACCUCCCCAGGUUGUGCACUCCAUGCUCGGCCCAUAUGCCCAGAAUGAGUUGGUGGACAUGAACGUCUGGUAUUGACAGAGGACAUCGGAAUCUCUGCCUACAUGACUUUUACAUCUCUGGGAUGUAUGGGUGGAAAACAUUGUUAUGUCAGGUACUGAGAUGAGUAGAAUGGCUUCCCUAAUGACUCACCCUUCCCUCCAGCAUUGGUUAUAAAAUGCCCGUCAUGCUUCAGGGAAUCAGACACACCUGGACUGGCUGACAGCUGCCAUCAGGGUAGUUUGGCCUAAUCAGGGUGAUUUACCAUAUUUUCCCAGUAGUCGAAAAACAUAUGCAGAGCUCCAACAGGUACUGCAGGACUUGGGUCUGAAAAAUAUCAUCUAUAAUAUGGACUCUAGGGCCCUGGUGAGGUGUUGUUUACUGUAGGAAUGAGAAACCUGGCAUGGCAUAAGCUCCCACAUCUCUCUUUGGGUCCCUAGUGACUACUCUUGCCCCUCACCUAGGGCAACCCAUAAGUGAGGCUACUCGUAUUUUAGCAGAUCUGGGGGAGGUUGAAACAAUAAGGACACAGAGGGAAGUACAGGCCAUGACUGAAAGGAGAAAUACAAAGGGCUCCGUGAAGGUCUCAAGUACCCUGAUAUGGGUUGAUUUGGUAAAGGCCUGGUUAGUGAUAGAAAAACCCCAUGGGCAGCCCAGUAGAAUCUUGUUAGAACUGUGGCACCAAUUAAAGCCAGAGCACCAGUUCCAGCCCCUGAGGUCCAGGACACGGAAACCAGAGUCGAGGCCUCAUACCUGGCCUGUGUCCCUGCAAAACUUCAUGGGAGACAGUACUCAGGAUUCGCUUGAACCCUCACUGCCACGGGAGGAUGAUUGGGCAUCAUGGUUCAACUGGGAGGGUGGUCAAAGUCCCCACCUUGGGUGACAUGGUAGGGACCAGAGGCCACGUAGAAUUAGCAAUUCAUUGGUCCCCUGUGAAUGUACAAUGUGUCCUGGUGCUGGUGGACACAGGAGCUGAGUGUCCUUUGAUUCAUGGCAACCCUGAUCAUUUUACCAGGACCCCAACUUAGAUACAUGGCUAUCAGGGUAAGACAUUUAGAGAAAAGAAAGCCCAAAUCUCAUAGGGGUUAAGGUGUUUAACUCCCAAAGGACUAUACUGUGUACAUUUCUCCCAUUCCUGAAUAUAUUUUGGGGGUAGAUAUCCUGCAGGGUCUGUGGUUACAGACUACUACAGGUGAGUUCAGACUAAGGGUACGUGUGGUAAAGGCAUU